UGGAGGUGGAGAAUGCAAAGUCCUGUAGCCCCCCUGCAAAUCUGCAUCGCCCACCAGCAGUCCGCCUUAAGUAUUCUGCACCAAUACCUCCAGGAUCAGCGGCACCAUGGUCCGGCCCAGCCCAGCCCUUCUCAGAACCCCAGGAGCAGCUCUCCGCUGAGGCAAGCCGGCUCCAGCUGCGGGACCAGGAGGAUCCCAGCCUCAGCUACUCACAGCAAACGCAGGACCAUCCUGCAGGUCGCCCGAGAGAGCAAGUUAACCCGGUUAACAGGCUUCAUUUCAGGUUUACUGGAUCUGGAACAAAAUGCAUUGUCUGCACUGCUAGAGACGCACCUCCACGUGGAGUGUAAGCUCAGCGCCGAGCUCAGAAAUCUCUGCAGUCGCAUGGCAGCCCGAGAAGACUGUCUCCGAUUGGAUGCGGAUCUGAAAGCGAUCGAGGAGUGUUUGCGAGACAUUGCCCUGCAGCUGUUAAGUUCGCUGUCCUCAAACAAGUCAGGUUCACAUCUGCAGACCAUUCCCGUGCUGAAAGAACUCUUUAAAAAGUUCUUGGUUAUUUGAAGUCGUGGAAAUUGGAUGACCUAGCCUCUUCACUGAUAUGGACGGCAGCGGCAUGAGCAAUAUUUGUAACCAUUGUACCACCUCAGUCCGUGUGGAUUAUCAGUUUUCAUUCUGGUUCUGUAAUAACUGGGCAGUUUACAGUUCAUGUAUUUCUCUGGAACUUGGAUCAUUCAGUUCAGACUGGGUGAAGAUGGUAGAGUUUAUUCUGUCAAGGACUUUAGUAAAUCUGAUAGAUUACUGGACUGACAUCAACUUUCUUUUUAAAUCUUCUGACUUGUUUAAACACUGCAUUCAAGCUCUCAGAUUGCCAGGGUGGGAUUUAAACUCACAAAUUUUAGGCUAUUAAUUCAGGGCUCUGAUCCUCGGCUACGAGAUGCUGGUGUUAUUUUUGAAACUGUGAAUGGCAGGUAUGGUUUGUUGAAAUAUACAGUGUGGUUCACACGAAGUGCUGUUCUCCCAGCUGGGGUUACCACAAAGGACUCUCCUUCACAGCAUCUCCCCUCGCCUGGGGUGUGCUGACCCUCAGGUUAAACCAGCCACCAGGCGCCCUCUGUCUCUGAGAGAACAAGCCUGUGGUCCUAUAGGACUAUGGCGACCUCAAAUACAAGUACGCGCGACACUU
This is a messenger RNA of Stegostoma tigrinum, 1180 nucleotides long. RefSeq names its product deleted in lymphocytic leukemia 7 (gene dleu7). The coding region runs from base 13 to 558 and encodes 181 amino acids. NCBI's taxonomy places the organism in Eukaryota, Metazoa, Chordata, Chondrichthyes, Orectolobiformes, Stegostomatidae. The record is from RefSeq and is a predicted model, not a curated record. The transcript has 2 exons.